AUGAAUCGAACAACUUAUAUUCUUGAUCCAGAGGGCGAAGUGGUGAUAAUAUUGUGCAACGCAGAUUCUCCUUUCGCGCAACCGGACGAAGAUAUGAUUGCCAGCAUGGUCUCUCAACCCUUUCCAGAACAAUGCGAUUAUGUCCAGGGUCUUACAGAGGAUAUUGAGACCUCAACGAACCAUAUGGCAAAGCCAAAGUCGACUUCUAAGAAAAAGAAGAAAAAGAAGAAUGUAUUAUCUAGCGCUGUUUGGGCUUCUUUUGAGCCGACUCCAACGCCAGAAGAGUCCGCCCCAGAGCCUGCCGAAGAACAACCUGCCGAAUAUCCCGCCCCAGAGCCUGCCGAAGAUCAACCUGCCGAAGAGUCUAACCCAGAGCCUGCCGAAGACCAACCUACCGAAGAACAGCCUGCCGAAAGUCCAAUCGAAAUCGGACUCGCCUGUGAACAGCAGGACGAGAGUUGCUUCCGCAUCCAAGUCUCCGCGAAGCAUUUAAUGCUUGCCUCCUCAGUUUUCAAGAAAAUACUUACUGGCAGCUGGAAGGAAAGUGUCGCUUAUCUGCAAAAAGGCUCAGUCGAGAUUACUGCAGAGAGCUGGGACAUCGAAGCACUCUUGAUCCUACUCCGUGCUAUUCAUAAUCAACACUACCAUAUACCGCGAAAGUUAACUCUUGAGAUGCUUGCUAAGGUGGCCGUCCUAGCCGACUACUAUGAAUGCAAGGAAGCCGUGUACAUUUGGAUGACUAUCUGGAUCGAUGCUCUAGAGGAAAAAAUCCCCUCAACAUACUCUCGUGAUCUAUUUCUGUGGUUAUGGAUUUCCUGGUAUUUCCAACUUCCAACCCAGUUCAAAGAAUCAACAUCGACUGUCAUGUCGCAGAGUAACGGUUGGAUUAACAACAGCCUGGGGCUUCCGAUACCUGAUAUGGUCAUAGGUAAGGCUAGAUGGACACUAAAGGUGCUCAGUCUCUAA
Aspergillus udagawae is the source of this 966-nucleotide messenger RNA. RefSeq lists its product as uncharacterized. The record is from RefSeq and is a predicted model, not a curated record. NCBI's taxonomy places the organism in Eukaryota, Fungi, Ascomycota, Eurotiomycetes, Eurotiales, Aspergillaceae. Bases 1 to 966 code for a protein of 321 amino acids. The transcript has a single exon.